ACCCUUCAUUGGUGGGAUUUACAUGAUCCGUGAAGGAUUUGAAGACUCAUAGGCUCAUAGCCUUUACUUGGCUUUCUCUGGUUCCUAAGAUGGUGUUGCAUUUGGUGCCUCUGGCGAAUCUCCACUUACAAGCCACGAGACCCGCGGUGGUUGGGUUCGCGUUCCCACUGCUCCUCAAGUUCUUGAUGGGCUUCAGGAUCUUCCGAGACAACGCGCUUCACCAGUCAAGACUCUUCCUUUUCCAAUUGGGUCAAAUUGCGUUCAACACCGAAGCCCGAGUCUCCAACGUGGCCAGAAUGGAACGUGCUCUCAGGUUAAUUUGGAGAACACUCACUCCUUCUCCUUCAUCCACCACCGAUAAUUCCCAAGUCACUCAACAGAGCCUCCAUGACCUUUCUAUGCUUUCGCUCUAGUCACCACUCACUUUGGGUUUCUUUGCGGUGAAAGAAACAAAGAAAAAAGUUAAAUCAACGCGGAACGUAUCCUCUACUUCCAUCAUUCCACCUCCGGUUAGUCGUUUCCGGUUACUACUUUAUCAUCCUUGUUGUUUCUUGUAUAUUAAUAUUAACCACUUUUUACUAUUGUUGCUGUUUGGAAUCUGAAAUUGAUGUAUGUUUCGGCUUUGUCCUAUGAAUUAGGUUAAUUUUCAUGAGACAUGUUGGACAGAGGUUGUUUGUGGUACUGUGUGUCUAAUUAAUCUUACAGCUUGCAAUAAUUUUGCAUAACGCAAUUUGAAUUUUCUGUAUGACAAACUUUGUCGGAUGAAUGAAAAGGUAUUAAUGAUGAGAUUAAGAUGGUCUCAUAUCGCCGUU
This is a messenger RNA of Glycine soja, 812 nucleotides long. RefSeq lists its product as uncharacterized. Bases 90 to 413 code for a protein of 107 amino acids. The transcript has a single exon. Lineage: Eukaryota; Viridiplantae; Streptophyta; Magnoliopsida; Fabales; Fabaceae. The record is from RefSeq and is a predicted model, not a curated record.